Messenger RNA from Megalobrama amblycephala (Wuchang bream), 846 nucleotides. Its product is annotated as cytochrome c oxidase assembly factor 1 homolog. Gene Ontology annotation, cellular component: mitochondrial inner membrane. The transcript is spliced from 5 exons. The record is from RefSeq and is a predicted model, not a curated record. Lineage: Eukaryota; Metazoa; Chordata; Actinopteri; Cypriniformes; Xenocyprididae. Gene Ontology annotation, biological process: mitochondrial respiratory chain complex I assembly; mitochondrial respiratory chain complex IV assembly. The coding region runs from base 171 to 575 and encodes 134 amino acids.
AUAAGAAAUCGCACAACUGAAUGUUUACAGUGCGUUUAAUCAGAUUAUAUACAUCAAUGUUUGAAUAAAGUUUUUCAAAGAAAAACGAACAUGGCCGCGCCCAUAGCGCGCUCCUGUUAGUGUCUUAUAAAAAUAAUCGAUGUGACGAGUUUUCCUCCAGCUGAGGAAGGAUGAGUCGAUCAACCAGCCUCCUGCAGCAGAUGACUAUAUUCAUCACUGUAGUGACCGGCGGCGGCUGCGCUAUGAUGUAUUACCUCAUGCAGAAAAAUUUUGCAAAAGCAGAGUACUACCGUCUGGCCCUUGAACAACUGAACAAUAAUUCUACCGCCAUGGCCAGUCUGGGCGCUCCUCCUCUAAAGAUCCACAACAUUCACUUAUCUGACCGACACAACCGUAUGGACCACAGCAGCGCUCAGCUGAAGAUCCCAGUUACCGGGUCAAAGAAUGGAGGUUAUCUCUACACAACGUCCACCAGAGACACUCUCAUGAACAGAUGGCACCUCCAGCAAGUGUUCCUGAAGCUGAGGGAAGGAGAGACCAUAGAGAUUUUCAACAGGACAGAAAAUGAGGAGUAACGUCACACAGAAACAUUGCAUCAGUGUUAAACUCAGACAAGAGAGAGAGAGAGUUCCUGUACAACAGAUGAUUGACAGCAUUUUUUUAAGCACAUGUGAUUAUGGCAUUUAUAUAUAUUUAAACGUUAAUAUAUAUUUAUUUGGCAUGUAUGGAAGCUGUGUCAGAUGAUGCACUUUUUUAUGGUGCAGCUUGGAGAAAUUGUGAUUAAUUUAGUAGGUUUUUUGCUGUUUUAUGUGCUUCAUUAAAGAUGGAUGAUGUCAUACACUGUAA